This is a messenger RNA of Pocillopora damicornis (cauliflower coral), 4238 nucleotides long. RefSeq names its product putative ATP-dependent RNA helicase DHX57. Gene Ontology annotation, cellular component: intracellular anatomical structure. NCBI's taxonomy places the organism in Eukaryota, Metazoa, Cnidaria, Anthozoa, Scleractinia, Pocilloporidae. Gene Ontology annotation, molecular function: RNA binding; metal ion binding; helicase activity. The record is from RefSeq and is a predicted model, not a curated record.
UGAACUUAGCCGUACUAGAGUCAGUAGUUGAGUAAAUUAAGUAUUUAAGAAUGAAUCGCGGACGUGGUGGGUCUCGAAGACCAAAUCGAGGGGGAGGACGUCACAAUUUAAAGCCGCGCUCGGUAAAUCGUACCGUUUUUCCUUCAAAAUUAGAAAAACAAGAGGACUUGGAAGACGACAAUGACUAUGGUGAUGUUAGCAAACCUCGUGAUCUUUUGCCGGUAAAAGAGAGAGACGUGAUACCGAAAAUUAAACGGAGAUCGAAGGCCCCGAUUCAAAAACUUCAAAUGAGCAUAGAAAACCAGGAAAUGAUUAAAGAAGUUUUGCAUGACUUGCAACUUUCUCAAAGCGGCCACGAGGACCAGAAGAGUUUGGUUUCCAGUGUUAAGCAGGCGAGGAUCAAUGAAGCUUAUUGGAAAAAAUUUGGCGAUAACAAACUCUUGAUUGAGGGUGGUGUCAGCAAUGCUGAUAAUCGCGACGGCGAAUCACAAAUUGACGAAGAAAUUUAUAGUUCUCAUGCGGUUAAAAAAUUGCAGCAGUGCGGCUUUGAGAGAAUUAGAUGCACUGAAGCUCUUAAGGAGAGCGAAGGUGAUUUAGGAGCAGCGCUGGAGUUUUUAAUCUGCAGCUGUUGUGGACUAAGUUGUCUUGGAAAGACAAAUCCCGAUUAUAGCGAUGAAAAGUUCCAGGAAGCAUCGUCUCAUAGACAAGAAGAAGCAGUGGCUCUUGAAUCAAUUUACAAUGACGCCUUUACAGAGGUUAUUGCAGACAAUGUGUGGACAAUAAAAUUAUCCUUGCCCUUUCUACUGGAUAAAUUUAAGCACGAAAGCAGAAAGGAAAACUCAGGAAAAAGUAAGGCAGGAAAGAAGGCAGAGACUGCAGCUGAUAUUUGUAGAUUCUUUUUGCAAGGUUAUUGCAAAUUUGGUGAUAAAUGUAGACUUAAACAUAUCUUGUGUGAGGAGGGAACUAGCUCAAAAGAAGCAAUGAAUAAAUCAGAAAGAAAAAAUAAAAGUCUUGAGGGUGAAGAUCUCUCUUUCCCUUUUCAUCUGGAAGUGAGAUUCUGUAAGGGAUCCCUUUACCCUUUUGAACCUCCAAUGGUUGUUUUUUACUCCACACAUGAAUCAGUUCCAUCAUCAGGCUGUCUCAAUGUCACAUUAAGGUUGAACAGAGAAGCCAAGGAGUUGUGUGAUGCCGAGAGCCCUGUGGUGUUUUGCCUCGCUAGCCUCCUAGAGGAUGAAGAUGAAAUCCUUGCUUGCUUUAAUGUGCCACCUUCUGAGUAUAGUUUGCCAUUAAAGAAAAGUAUUUCCAUUCAUUCUGCGAAAGAAUAUCACAGUGAUUUCCCCACAAGGAAAAAAGCGGCAGAUGAGAAAUCAGAAACAACACAGCCAAAGACAUCCACAGACAAGGUCAGCAUCCAUGAAAAAAGUAGGAAACUGAAAGAACAAUUUCAGCGAUUGCAGUCAGUCACAGCUUAUCAGUCAAUGCUGAAGGAAAGGAAAAAACUCCCUGCAUGGCAGUCACAGCAGAACAUCAUUGAACAACUCCAAGACCAUCAGGUUCUUGUUAUUAGUGGAAUGACAGGUUGUGGAAAGACAACUCAGAUUCCUCAAUUCAUCCUGGACAGCCAUCUUAAGGCAGGACAUGGAGGUGAAUGCUUCAUUAUCUGUACACAGCCUCGUCGCAUCUCAGCCAUGUCUGUCGCAGAAAGAGUGUCCAGUGAGAGAGUAGACAAGAUUGGACAGUCAGUUGGUUAUCAAGUCAGGCUGGAAAAUAAACAGUCCUCAGAAACACGGUUGUUGUACUGCACUACUGGAAUCCUUCUGCGGCGCUUAGAGGGGGAAUCCACUUUGCCAGGUGUGAGCCAUAUUAUUGUGGAUGAAGUUCACGAAAGAACAGAGGAAGGUGAUUUUUUGAUGAUGGUUCUGAAAGACCUGAUAACUGUGCGAGCAGACAUCCGUGUCAUACUAAUGAGUGCUACAUUGAAUGCUCAGCUAUUCUCAGGAUACUUCUACGAUGCUCCUGUUAUUCACAUACCAGGUCGGACUUUUCCUGUUGUUGAAUUCUUUCUGGAGGAUUCCAUAGACUUGACAAAGUAUCAAGUGGAUCCCAGUUCCCCCUAUGCAAAGCCUUUGAAAAGUUCCACUGUCCUCAACACAGCUGGUAAAAAGGGUCAGUUAAACAAAGACAUUCAAAACAUACAAGACUCUUUCUCAUCUGCUGACUUCAAGCCUCCUGAUGACAAAUUUGAUGAUCAGAACUUGACAGAAGACCAGAUGGCCUGGAGAUACUCCAAUUACGGUAAAAGUACAAUUUUGUCUCUUUGUACAAUGGAUCACAACAAGAUUAAUUAUGAUCUGGUUGUUGCCAUCCUGGAGUGGAUUGUGGAAGAGGAACAUGAGUACCCUAAAACAGGAGCUAUUCUGGUGUUUCUGCCAGGCAUGGGAGAGAUCACGACUUUGCUGGAUCAACUUCAGAAUAAUAAAAGAUUCAGUCCGAAAAGCUCAGACAGAUUCAAGAUACUCCCUCUGCAUUCUACACUUUCAAGUGAAGAACAGAGUUUGGUCUUCAAGAAACAAAAAGAAGGAGUCCGAAAGAUUGUUCUAUCCACCAACAUCGCUGAGACUUCAGUGACUAUAGAUGAUGUCGUGUUUGUCAUCGACUGUGGAAGAAUGAAAGAGAACAGGUAUGAUUCAGUAAAGGGGAUGGAGAGCCUGGAGGAAGUCUGGGUAUCACAAGCCAAUGCUCGUCAGAGACGAGGAAGAGCGGGCCGAGUCACAUCCGGGGUUUGUUUUCACUUGUUUACCAGUCAUCGAUUUCAACACCAAAUGGCCGGCCAUCAGAUUCCAGAAAUCCAGCGAGUUCCUUUGGAGAAGCUAUGUCUUCGUAUUAAAGUACUGACGCUGUUCUUCGGGCGAGAGAUAAAGGAUGUUCUUGGUAAACUCCUACAACCACCUUCCGAGGAAUCGAUCAACGACGCAAUUAAACGGUUGCAUAACAUUGGAGCACUGGAUACCGACGAGAAUCUCACUUCUCUUGGUUAUCACCUAGCAGCUUUGCCUGUUGAUGUUCGGAUUGGCAAGCUGAUGUUGCUCGGUGCAAUUUUCCGGUGUUUGGACCCUGUGCUGACGAUUGGAGCCAUACUCAGCUAUCGGUCUCCAUUUUCUGCUCCGUUCGACAAAAGAGAAGAAGCAGAUAAGAAACGACAAGAAAUGGCCAUUGGUAACAGCGAUCACAUGACUUUGCUGAAAAGCUACAAGGGCUGGCUGGAGACCAUGGCAAGUGGAAUUGCUGCUGGACAUCAUUACUGCCGUACAAACUUUUUGUCCAUGAAGACACUUCAGAUGAUAGCAAGCCUCAAGUGUCAAUACGCUGAACUAUUGUCAGAUAUCGGGUUCAUCAGAGCAGAUCUCACGACCAGACAGAUAGGGAGACUGGCGCCGAGAACUGGAGACGGAGUGUUGGCUGCGACAGGUGACGAGGUCAACGUGAACUCGAAGAAUCAGAAGUUAGUUUUGGGAGUUGUUUGCGCCGCUUUAUUCCCGAACAUCGUUCAAGUUGUCAAACCAGACGUGAAAUACAAGGCGUCUGUUGCAGGGGCUGUUCCUGUGGAUUCCAAAGCAGCUGAACUGAAGUUUUGGACGAAGAAUGACGGCCAGGUGUUUAUUCAUCCCAAAUCGGUCAAUUUUCAAGUGAACUCGUUCGACAGUCCAUAUCUCGUGUAUCACGAGAAAGUCAAGACAUCCAAGGUUUACAUCCGAGACUGCAGUAUGGUGUCAGAGUAUUCUUUACUUCUCUUCUGUGGAGACAAUUUGUCUGUCAACCUGGAGAAAGGUGUUUUCGUCAUCUCUAUUGACGAUGGCUGGAUCCGUUUUUCUGCAUCUUCGCACGAGGUUGCAACACUUGUACGAGACUUGAGGAAGGAGCUUGACCGGAUACUGGAAAACAAAAUAGAGAAUCCGUCUUUUGAUCUGAUGAGUUGCGAAAGGGGAAGCAGAAUUAUUGACGCCAUUGUUCGUUUGAUUUCAACUCAGUAAUGACAGGCGCUUAAUGAGAUGACGACUGUCACACGAAGCCGCCCAAUUUUCCGAUAACCUACCCGUCACAACCUGGGUGAAUAAACUAGAAAUACCGGGUUAUUGACUCGUUUUAAUCGGUGGAACAGGUUACGUUUGAUAUUUAGGUUUCAAAUUCCAAUUAGAAAACGAGCAACCCCUUCUUUUUGGCGAGUGUGUCGCGCGAGU